UUCAUUACGAAACAUGAAUAGCUUUGUGGUACUAGGACUGGUCCUUUGUGGCCAGAUUGGAAUAUCUUAUGCCGGUCUGCCUCAUGCAUGGUCUGCUUGGGGAUCCGGUGGUAGCCAUCCUGGACCUGUAGGACCACCAGGCGACAAAGGAGAGCCAGGCAAUAAAGGUCCAAGAGGAAUGAAAGGUCCACAGGGGUGGAAAGGACCACCAGGGAUGAAGGGAGGACCAGGUGAUGUAGGUAUGAAGGGAAAGAACGGAAAUCCCGGAUCUUGGGGACCACCAGGUAAUGUGAGCUUGUCUUUACAGCCGAUUCCAUUGAGUGUGCAGGUAAAGCUGGUUAGCUAG
Messenger RNA from Mytilus trossulus (common blue mussel), 346 nucleotides. Its product is annotated as collagen alpha-1(XXIII) chain-like. The record is from RefSeq and is a predicted model, not a curated record. NCBI's taxonomy places the organism in Eukaryota, Metazoa, Mollusca, Bivalvia, Mytilida, Mytilidae. The transcript is spliced from 8 exons. Bases 14 to 346 code for a protein of 110 amino acids.